Paramecium pentaurelia is the source of this 501-nucleotide messenger RNA. Lineage: Eukaryota; Ciliophora; Oligohymenophorea; Peniculida; Parameciidae. The record is from the annotation of a GenBank genome assembly.
UAAUGACAUUUAUAGUAAAGACCAGAAAAGUAUUACUUAACAAGCUCUUAAAUAGAAGAUAAUUAGUAAUAAAAUAGUUAAUAAAAGAGUGUUGAAUUACUUCAUCCAAAUAAACCUACUCCAUCUUAGGAAUCAGUUGUUAAGGAAUUGGCUCAAAAAUAUAAAGCUGAUGAAAGAAAUGUCGUAGUUUAUGGAUUGAGAACAUCAUUUGGAGGAAAUAGAACAACAGGAUUUGCUUUGAUCUACGAUACAUAAUAGUAUAUAAUAGAGUAAUAAUGUUAGAUAUUUAUUGAAAUUUGAACCAAAAUUCAGAUUGAGAAGAAGAGGCAUAAUUCCAAAGAGAGAUGGAAGCAGAAAGGGAUGGAAGGAAGUAAAAUCUAAGUUGAAGAAAACUAGAGGAUCUGAAAAAACAAAAAUCUAUAUGUCAAGAAAGACAGACAAGAGGGAAGUUAUUAGAGCUUAAAAAGAGACAUAUCUUAAAGGUUUUGUAGGAAAGUGAUA